Acaulospora colombiana is the source of this 1023-nucleotide messenger RNA. The record is from the annotation of a GenBank genome assembly. Lineage: Eukaryota; Fungi; Glomeromycota; Glomeromycetes; Diversisporales; Acaulosporaceae.
AUGCUCACUUGUGAUCCAGCCAACGUAUGUUCAGACGACCUCGAGGUCUACAUUGCCGAUGAGCUGGAACUCGACUUUCCAUGGGCAGAAGAACCCUCGUUCGAGUCUUCCUACAGCACCGAAUCAGAAAACUCCCAUCACGACUCGUCUGAAGAUGUUGGGCUGGAUACGAUAGCCCAAGAUCUGUCCUGCUUUGCACUUGAUGAUUCCGAUGGCGGCGGCCGGGAUGAAGAGGACAGGGUCGACCCCAGGGAGAUUGAGCGACCAAGGGCACCACUAUUCAACGGAAAUACGGAUAUCGGUGAAGAGGAUGACGAAGAGGAUUUUGGCGAACGCGAGAGUUCACGGCCCGAUAUUUGGAUGGACAAUGUGCCGUAUAUCGACGAUGCCGAGUUCGAAAUGAUGGUGUGUGGAGGAAAGGAUGAAGGUAGGUGUCUUGUUAUUAUUGUCUGGGAGGUUCGUUUGGGGCGCAAAGCUGAUAUAUUACUGGAAGAUCUAGAUCAGCCUUCGAAUCAGCACCAUCCCUCGGGAAAGGAGACAAUUACUAGUUUAAAGAGAUCAAACGGAGAUGACGUAGUGAUGGCUGAUGAUCCAUUAGACCUCGAGGCAUUACUCCAAAAGGUUGCAUACGGUCGGUAUAACGUGGAAAUCCUAUUCAUCCCUUUUCGAAAGGAAUGGAAAGAUGCAUAUGAGAGGAUUUCCAAGCAGUCUUCGAGACUCUUUUACAAUCCUCAAGUUCUUCUCGACAUCGACAGCUCCACUUUCAAGCCACAUUCUGGCAAUGAUGUGCUCGAAAAGUCGACGCGAAAAAGAGGCAAGAGGAAAGAGGGUCUAAGAGUGAGACUGCUCUCGAAUUCCUUGCAAAAUCGAGCGCUAGAAGAGGGUCACAAAACAUACCCUCCAUCCUUCUUGACCUCACCGGCCAACACGGUGAGGGCAGUGGAGAAAGUUCACACCGCGAGACCCGUCAGUGGACACGAGCUCAAAAUUCUAGAAAGCCUUUAUGAUCUUGAUAGACUGUAA